Molecule: messenger RNA, 2785 nt
Organism: Phycodurus eques (leafy seadragon)
Lineage: Eukaryota; Metazoa; Chordata; Actinopteri; Syngnathiformes; Syngnathidae
Gene: usp14
Product: ubiquitin specific peptidase 14 (tRNA-guanine transglycosylase)
Exons: 16
Coding region: 135-1616 (493 amino acids)
Biological process (GO): protein deubiquitination; proteasome-mediated ubiquitin-dependent protein catabolic process; regulation of proteasomal protein catabolic process
Molecular function (GO): proteasome binding; cysteine-type deubiquitinase activity; protein binding
Source: RefSeq, a predicted model, not a curated record
GUGUUGUUGCAGCGUCAUUCUAUUUGAAUGAAGUUCACACAUUACUAAACUAGCGGCCAAGUCAACUCAUUCGCGCCCCGGCGGACUGAAAACAGGACAAAAGCAACAGUGCGGGACCUCGCAGCUUGGCAAUUAUGCCGGUGUUUUCAGUCAAUGUGAAAUGGGGCAAAGAGAAGUUUGACGCUGUGGAGCUGAACACCGAGGAGCCUCCCAUGGUGUUCAAGGCUCAGCUUUUUGCCUUGACAGGAGUGCAGCCCGACAGACAGAAGGUGAUGGUGAAGGGAGGCACCCUCAAGGAUGACGAGUGGGGGAACAUAAAACUGAAAAAUGGAAUGACACUGUUGAUGAUGGGAUCAGCGGAGGCUCUGCCCGAGGAGCCUGCUGUCAGACCCAUGUUUGUAGAAGACAUGACUGAUGAGCAGCUGGCCUCAGCUAUGGACGUUCCCUGCGGGCUGACCAAUCUGGGCAACACCUGCUACAUGAACGCCACCGUGCAGUGUCUGCGCUCUGUGCCCGAGCUCAAAACUGCACUCAGAAAGUAUUCGGGUGCGCUGCGAUCUUCAGGGCCCAACGCGUCGUCACAGUACAUAACAGCAGCUCUGCGUGACUUGUACGAGACCAUGGAAAAGACCUCGUCCAGCCUGCCUCCCAUCAUCCUGCUGCAGUUCCUCCACAUGGCCUUCCCACAGUUUGCCGAGAAGGGAGAUCAGGGGCAGUACCUCCAGCAGGAUGCUAACGAAUGCUGGCUGCAGAUGAUGAGAGUUCUUCAGCAGAAGCUGGAGCCACUAGAACCAGAGACUCCCAUGGAGACCGACACUGAGGGCGGCGCUGCUUCUGCAUCCCCAAAGAAGAACUUCAUUGACCAGUAUUUUGGCGUAGAGUUUGAAACUACCAUGAAAUGCACAGAGUCCGAGGAUGAGGAGCCAGUCAAAGGAAAAGAAAGUCAGCUCCAGCUCAGCUGCUUCAUCAAUCAGGAAGUCAAGUAUCUGGCCACCGGACUGAGGCUGAGACUUCAGGAAGAAAUCACCAAAAUGUCAACUAGCUUGGAUAGAAAUGCUCUGUACAUCAAAUCUUCAAAGCUGAGUCGUCUCCCCGCCUACCUGACUGUGCAGAUGGUUCGCUUCUACUACAAGGAGAAAGAGUCUGUGAAUGCCAAAGUGCUGAAGGACGUGAAGUUCCCCCUGAUGCUGGACGUGUAUGAGCUAUGCACGGCCGAGUUGCAGGAGAACAUGCUGGCCAUCAGGUCAAAGUUCAAGGAGGUGGAUGACAACAAGCUGGAGAAGCAGCAGGAGAAGGUGACAAAGAAAGAAGACUCAGCCAAGGAGGUGAAAUACGAGCCCUUCUCCUUCCCUGAUGACGUGGGCUCCAACAACAGCGGCUACUACGACCUGCAGGCGGUGCUGACGCAUCAAGGCCGCUCCAGUUCGUCGGGUCACUACGUGGGCUGGGUCAAGAGGAAAGAAGACGAGUGGGUGAAGUUCGACGACGACAAAGUGAGCGUGGUGUCGCCGGAGGACAUCCUGCGGUUGUCGGGCGGCGGCGACUGGCACAUUGCGUAUGUUCUACUCUACGGCCCCCGGAGGUUGGAGCUACUCGAAGAUAAGGAGGAACAGUAGCCCGCCCACCCCGUGUGGGUUGAGGACGCCUUCUCCCAAAUUUGCCAUUUCCCAACAAAAAGAAAAACACACUGUCUGCAUAAGCUGUGCAAUAAAACAGGUGUCUUUACUUAUUGGAUCACCUCAAUUUUUCUUUCCUCCCUGUAAUGUAUUUAAAUUUCAACCAUUGUGAGCUUAAAAGAAAGCGAAAAAAGGACUGGAUCAGAGUGCGAGGCUGCUAGUGUUUUGUAUGGGUCAUCUUUUCUUUUUUUUUUAAUCUAAAAAGGUGAGCAACUGUCUUCACUCGCCUGGCUCACAUUCCUCUUCUGUUCCACAGCAGGGGUGGGCAACCUACACCUACAUGUACAGUGGAGCCCUGCAAGUUCUAAGUUCAGCAUUUGCAGCCACCCCCCUCCCUGUUUUUCACUGAGAGACACACCUUUUCUCCGUGUCAUAAUCUCAAAAUUUUGCUUAGGUGCCAAGGAACUAUGUUGAAAUAAGUGGAAGAACUUCAGUAAAUUGAGUCAUUACCUUGUAUAAUUGAAAAAAAGUGUUUUGCUGCCAUUUUGUGGCAUCUACAGGCAAAUACAAAUUUUGGGUAGGAGUUUCACUAUUCGUGGCACCUUUUACUACAGUUGGGGAGGGGGUCACUGUAAUUUUAAAAACAAAACAAGAUGAACUGUUAAAAAAAGCCCACAAAUUCUCUUUCUACAGCACUUAGCCUUCCUGGUGUUAUGGGUAAGCCUGAGCCAAUCGCAACUGACUAUAGGACGAGAGGCGGGGUAUGCCCAGAACUGUAAAGCACAGACAAACUCGGAACGUGCGAGGAAGUCUACAUACCCAGAGAAAACUCCACACAGGAAGGCCAGUUUCAAUCACGGAACCUCAGAACUGCAAUGCAGAUGUGCUGACCAUUAUCAUGCUGCCAUUAUUAUAAAAGUGCAAAAAGGUUGCCCACUGCUGCUCUAGAACGCAUCUGCCAAAUGUUCACUCUCCCUUCUGACAGUCAACACCGGUUCAGCCAUGACAGUUUCAAGUCUUGUGUACUAAAAAACUAAAAAUGCUUCAUUUUGUUUCUAUGAGCACAUUUUUCUGCUUCAUCUCCACUCUUGUUAUAAGUUAUUGACUGAUGGCUUUUCAUAAGUGCUGCAAAUAAUAAUAAAAAAAAGUGUAUGCCACUAUGUAUCAAA